This is a messenger RNA of Marmota flaviventris (yellow-bellied marmot), 1137 nucleotides long. Lineage: Eukaryota; Metazoa; Chordata; Mammalia; Rodentia; Sciuridae. The record is from RefSeq and is a predicted model, not a curated record.
ACAGACCCACACCCGCGGAUUCGCAAGGCCAGCCCAGGGAACGCUGGCGCCGCCCGCCGGCCUUCCGCCUUCCGGUGGCUAGCGGACACGGUCUGGCCUGUCGCUGCAGCAUGGCUCCGCUACGCUUCUCCGCCAAUCUGUCCUGGCUGUUCCCGGAAUUCCCCGACCUCCCUGCGCGACUGCGGGCUGCGGGCAGCUCGGGCUUCGAGGCCGCCGAAGUGGCCUGGCCGUACGCGGAGCCGCCCGAGGCUCUGGCGCGCGCCGCGCGGGCAGCGGGGCUGCAGCUGGUAUUGAUCAACACGCCCCCGGGAGACCAGGAGAAGAGGGAAAUGGGGCUGGGGGCCGUCCCCGGGAGACAGGCGGCCUUCCGAGAAGGGCUGGAGCAGGCUGUGCUGUACGCCAAGGCUCUGGGCUGUCCUAGGAUCCACCUGAUGGCUGGCAGAGUACCCCAGGGGGCUGACCGAGCAGCAGUCAUGGGUGAGAUGGAGACAGUUUUUCUGGAGAACCUAAGGUAUGCAGCUGGAGUUUUGGCUCAGGAGAACCUCGUGGGACUGCUGGAGCCCAUUAAUACGCGUAUCACCGACCCCCAGUACUUCCUGGAUACACCCCAGCAGGCGGCUGCCAUCUUACAGAAGGUUGGAAGACCCAACCUCCAAUUACAAAUGGAUAUAUUCCACUGGCAGAUCAUGGAUGGGAACCUGACGGGAAACAUUCGGGAGUUCCUGCCUAUCAUUGGGCACGUACAGGUGGCACAGGUCCCUGGCCGAGGGGAGCCAGGGAGCCCUGGAGAGCUGCAUUUCCCCUAUCUGUUCCAGCUGCUGGAAGAUGAAGGCUACCAAGGCUUUGUGGGCUGUGAGUAUCGGCCUCAAGGUGAGGUUCCAGGUGUAGCCCUGGGGAAGAAGUCUCUAGAGGGACAGGUAUUGGACAGGGGCUAUUUUUCUCUUGGUAAGUUGAGAUGCCACUGCCUCCCUUUCCCUACAGGAGACACAGUAGAGGGUCUGAGUUGGCUACGUUCAUACUGGGAUAAGCGGGGCCACCCACGGGUUGUCCAGUGAGGUCCUGCACACUACUCACAUGCCUCUCUGGGGCAAUGAGUACCCCGAGUCGUCGUCUUUGAAUUAAAGACAACUUACUGAA